AUGGGGAAACUCGUUGGACUCAUUAGUUCAGGCAUCGGCCUUGCCAUGGAAGCCAAAACGUCCUAUGGAUCUUCAAAUAACAAGACCUAUGUCAAAGAUGGAAGUCUCCCACUUCGAACAUCCUCGAAGACAUAUCAAAAUAUUAAUAACGAAGAAGCAUAUCGAGAUAUUCAAGCCUAUUCCGAUUAUCAAAAUAUCCUGUCCGAUCGCAUAAAUGCAGACAUGCAGAAAGAUGAGAGUUAUCGAAGAUAUUUAACGGAGAGUCCUCGAGCUUCACCAAAAGGAAGCACAUACGAACGUGAUAUUCCCUUCUAUGCUCACGAGCUACCAGAGCAACGAACUCAACCAGUAAGAGGACUUUCUUGUCCUGUAAUACUACCACAACGAAGACCUGAAGAUCAGAGUCGUGGUAUCAUCCGAGCGUAUUCCCCAGAGCUAGCAGACUGCGGAAUAGAUCAAAUGACUUUUAUAAAGUUCAUUGAUGAUUUCAAUGAAGCCCAUAAAUCAUCUCCCUAUCUCGAUGCCGUUAAUGUGGCAGCUCAAGGUGUUGGAUUUGCACCCGGUAUUGCUCCAAUGGUUGUAUCCAUGGUCGUCCCAAUUGCAGUCAAAGCUGCCAAAGGUUACCAAACACAAAGACAAUCGACCUCUUUUCUAGACCAAGCCAAUACAGAACUUUUCAUCCCACACGGUCUCUUUGCCAUGGUUCUAACAUUCAAACCAAAUCAAACACAGGAUCCAUAUGGAGUACCAAAACAAAUGCAACUUCCACCUUCAGCACCCCUCAUCUAUCCCGAAGACGAAAGACGUUCCCAGCAAACAGGCUUGAAGAAAAUGGGCCACUUCAUCGCCGAUUAUGGAGAUCGAAGAGCCCAAGCUCGAUAUGCCUAUAACAAUCCCAAUUCAUCAUUUGCUAGUCCACUAGCGACAUUUGAAAGCCGUUGGGCGGAUCCAAAUCAUCCCGCCAAUAGCAGCGGACUUAAAAGCCUCCUCACUGGUAUCCCAGACGAUAAGAGCUCCCGCAAGCAAGAAAAGGAAGAUCGUAAACGAGAUAGAAAAGAUCGCCAUCGCAGAGGAAGUUCAAGUAGUGAUUUAUCAAAAAGAAGUGGACUAUUAAGCACCACACUUAGCGCAGCAGGGGAAGCGAGUGGAAGAGAAAAUCUCUCCGGAAGCAGACGACCAAGCUCAGUAGGAACAGCAAGAGGGAUGAUCAACGGGCCAAAAGAACAAAAUCAGAGUAUAAUCAAGGGGAUUAAAAGUCUAGGGAUGAAAACUGAUAUCUUACACUUGAUGAUAACGAAUAACACCGACGACGAACAAGUCUCAACUUCAUCGACGAGAUCUCAAAUCCCAUUCAUCUAUACAUCAGCAAUUCCACCAUUUCAUUCCCAAUCCACAUACCGGGACCCAGAUAUUCGACUUCAUUCAUACGAGCUAAACCAAAAUCUCACUUAUACCCAUUGCACCACACGUCAAGGUCAUGAUGUUCCACCAUCAGCAUACAGAGAAGAAGCUAUAAUACCGACGAGAUAUUAUAAUCAUGAUCAGAUAAGACGAGAGGAAGAGGAAUUUUGUAUUCCUACUUUAUGA
This is a messenger RNA of Sclerotinia sclerotiorum 1980 UF-70, 1587 nucleotides long. RefSeq lists its product with no specific name. The coding region runs from base 1 to 1587 and encodes 528 amino acids. The record is from RefSeq and is a predicted model, not a curated record. The transcript has 5 exons. Lineage: Eukaryota; Fungi; Ascomycota; Leotiomycetes; Helotiales; Sclerotiniaceae.